Molecule: messenger RNA, 6523 nt
Organism: Scophthalmus maximus (turbot)
Lineage: Eukaryota; Metazoa; Chordata; Actinopteri; Pleuronectiformes; Scophthalmidae
Gene: slc39a6
Product: solute carrier family 39 member 6
Exons: 13
Coding region: 1250-3532 (760 amino acids)
Biological process (GO): zinc ion import across plasma membrane; intracellular zinc ion homeostasis
Cellular component (GO): membrane
Molecular function (GO): zinc ion transmembrane transporter activity
Source: RefSeq, a predicted model, not a curated record
GUUCUGUUUACCUCCGGAGAGAGGGAGACACGCGGCCGCUCGUGGCGCGGGACGCCGGAGCUUUUAGAUGCGGGUUGUAUGCGUCGGUGUCCCCGUCACCCUCGGGCCUAGCCCCGGCGGCGGCAGGAGGAGGAGGAGGAGGCCCGGGCCCGGCAGAUGCCAUCUGUCCGACCACCGCGAGACAUUGAACCACUCACCCGCGGCUAGCAGGGAAGCUAACAUGCUAAUCCACCGCUACGAAGCGAAGAGCCUCGUCAGCAUCAUUAUCAUAUAACUGAUCUCUGGAUAUUAAACGACGUGAAUAUACUUUUCACUGUCACUACACGAAAGACGAGCUGUCUCGUGUUAAGCUAGCUAUGUGACACCACCAGACUCCAUUGAGAAAUCGAACAAUUUAACAUGUAUUCUCUCACUGGAGCACGAGCAACAUUUCAAAAUAACCCGACGUGUUGUUGAGAGGCUGCUCAUCACCUCGGUUUCACUUCGGCUUCACGAGAAGACGUUUCUAUGACAACCUUCAGUAAUCCAGUUUAAAAACAACACUGGAUCAUCACUAGUUAAACUGUUCAGUGAAGUGAUGUGUGGUCCGAUCUGUCUCCGGACUGAACCAUAAUCCGGUGACACAUUCACAGUCAUCGUGUGUAAAAGACAUAAUUCUCCGGAAUAAGGAAGAUGAGCUGUUUCCUGUGUUAAACUAGCUCUGUGACACCACCAGACUCCAUUGAGAAAUCUUACAAUUCAACAUGUAUUGUCUCACUGGAGCACGAGCAACAUGUUAAAGUCACUGGACAUAUUGUUCAGCAGCUGCUCUUCACUUCAGCUCAACUUCGGCUUUGCUUCUUUUAUUUCAUCCUUCCAACUCAUGAACAAUAACUGUGGAUGAUAACGCUUUGAUCCGUCUGUGGAGGGAAGAGGUGAUGUCUGGUCUCAUCUGUAUCAGGACUGAACCAUAAUCCCUCGACACAUUCUUCUGUCAUCAUGUGUAAAAGCCAUAAUUCCCUGGAAUAAGGUUACUUCAGGGACACUGUGUAAAGGUGGAACUUCUGGUGAUCCAGCAGCGGAUGAGAAGUGAGAACGCUUCUUUAAACAUCUGCUCCAACGCAACCGGCGAUACUCACCAUUUCUAUGAGAUUAUCCAUAUCGGGGCCACUCAGCCUGUAAACGAAGAACGAACCUUGAAACUGUGGCGUCAUUUCCCGUCGCUGUUUGUAAAAAAGAAAGAAUAAAAUCCUGGUUUUCCCGGGCGAAGAUGACGAGUGAGGAGAAGAGCGGAGCCGCCCUGGCCGUGAUCCUUCUCCUCGCAGCCAGUUUGUCGAGCGGCGACUUCUCGGCCGCCUCGGACUGCAGCCCGUCCGCCACGGGGACGAGCGGCCUGGUGCGUUUGGCGUCGGCCGUGGUCGACGUGCAGAGGGCGGAGCAGAGCCAGAAGAGACACCUGGAGGCCUUGUUCAACAGAUAUGGAGAAAAUGGCACCAUCUCUCUGGACGGGUUGAAACGCCUCCUGCAGAGCGUGGGGCUGGAUCGCAUCAGGACGGUCAUGGUGCAGCAUCACGAGCAACUUGGCCAUCGUCACCACCACCAUCAUCACCACCAUCACCACCACGACGACCAUCUCCCUGACAACAACAACUCGCACCACCAGAAGCAUGUCCACGCCGAACCCUCUCGGCCCGGAAAGUUCCCCAAGAGCGUCGAAAAUCGAGACGGCAAGAAAACUGAGAACCCGGAUAGUCAUCACAACCUGUACGACAAGAAGACCCCGGCGGCUCAGGAGGUCGGCCCCACGGCCGUGUACAGCGCUCAACUGGUGGUUAAACAAGGCAGCAGCCCGGGACAGUCCGGUGCUGCAGGGGAAGGAACCACCGGUGCUGCCGCCGCCAGGCCGGUCGCUGACAACCAGACACGAGCCGCCGCCGCUGCCAGCCGGGAUGACGAUGAUCACAUCCAUGAUCACAUCCACGACCGUGUGAACGGCAGCAGCCUGGAGAGUGUAGAGUGCCUGAACGCCUCCAGCAUCCUCUCCUCACACGGGAUGUCUCAGGAGGUGGCUGUGACCCUGGGCGACUUCCGCUACCUCUGCCCCGCCCUCCUCAACCAGAUCGACUUUGGAGCGUGCCUCGCUCACGGAGACGCCGCCGACCAAGGGGAGAGAGACCAUAAACUUCACAGUCAUGCUCACGGUCACCAUGGAGACCACAACCACUCGUACCACGACCACAGCGAGCGCAACGGUGGAGAAAGUGACAAGAACAUCGCAACAGCGUGGGCCGGCGGCUUCAUCUCCAUCACGAUCAUCAGCCUGCUGUCGCUCCUCGGCGUCGUCCUCAUCCCGCUCAUGAACAGAGUUUUCUUCAAGUUCCUUCUCAGCUUCCUGGUGGCGCUGGCCGUCGGCACGCUGAGCGGCGACGCCUUCCUCCACCUCAUCCCCCACUCUCAGGGGGGCCACCAUCACCACCACGAGGAUCCCGGGACGAAUGUGGAGGCACAUCACCACCUCCACGACGAGCCGGGCGAGAACCUGGACGGCGUGUGGAAGGGCCUGACGGCUCUGAGCGGAGUCUACUUCAUGUUUCUGAUAGAACACUUCCUGACGCUGGGGAAAAUGUACAAGGACAAGAACAAGAAGCAGAAGGUCCAGAAGAAGAAGUGGGAUCAGAACCACAAGGCCGACCCAGAGAAGCAGCCGGCGCUGGGAGACAGCGACCUGAAGCCGCCCGAAGACGUGGAGACCAACGGUGCCGGUAUGCUCGGCGACCACUCGAGCCUGCAGGCCGGCAGCGUGGCGGAGGAGGAGCAGGUGAUGUUGGCGCCGCAGGUGUCCGUCCGGGGCUCGUCGGACGACGCGGCGGCGGCCUACACGGACGAGGACUGCGAGAACAAAUGCCACUCCCACUUCCACGACACGGUGGGCCAGGCCGACAGCAUGCACCACCACCACCACGACUACCACCACAUCCUGCACCACCACCACUCGCAGAACCACCACCCGCACAGCCACUCGCACUCGUACUCGGAGCAACACUUCCAGCAGGCCGGCGUGGCCACGCUCGCCUGGAUGGUCAUCAUGGGAGACGGACUGCACAACUUCAGCGACGGCCUGGCCAUCGGGGCUGCGUUCACCGAGGGUCUGUCCAGCGGGCUCAGUACGUCUGUGGCUGUUUUCUGUCACGAGCUGCCUCACGAGUUAGGUGACUUUGCAGUGCUGCUGAAAGCCGGCAUGACGGUGCGUCAGGCCAUCCUCUACAACGUGCUGUCGGCCAUGAUGGCGUACCUGGGCAUGGUGACGGGCAUCUUGAUCGGACACUACGCGGAGAACAUCUCCAUGUGGAUAUUCGCGCUCACGGCGGGACUGUUCAUGUACGUGGCGCUGGUGGACAUGGUGCCGGAGAUGUUGCACAAUGACGCCGGGGACCACGGCUUUAGCCACUGCGGCUUCUUCCUGCUCCAGAACGCCGGCAUCCUGCUGGGCUUCUGCAUUAUGCUGCUGAUAGCCAUCUUUGAACACAAAAUCCAGCUGGACCUGGGAUACUGAGGUCCAGGCCGUAUUCCAACACGUGUCUCCGUCACGAGCGUAGUGUAGUAUUUUUAGUUUUGUUGUUACAGACCAGGCGAGCGCAGUCAGGACAGAUUUUUGCCGUUUGGUGUAGGAACAGGCGCCACGUGGACCCCUCCCUCUCUGCUCUGACCUGAAGUCAGAGCUGUCGUAUCCUGUUGAAGUUGUAAAAUGAAUAACUGAGUUGGUUUUUAUUUUUGUCAUUUCCUUGGGUCUGUGAUUUCAAAGCAGGCAGCAGUUUCUCGUGACCCCGAACGGAAACUAAAGUCCCUCAUACGCCACAGCGCUCAUUUGAUCAGUCGCUAAUAGUUUGCACUUUGACCACAAAUCCAAAACUAAACCCAAAAGAGGCCAUUGCAUCGGAUUUUCUCUUUAUUAUUUUAGUCUGAUGUGCCAAUAUUCCUGUAGACACACAAAGUGCCGUCACUGAUCUGUGCCGGGUAACAACCGUCCCCCUGGAAACAAAAUCUGAACCACAAUCGUUAAAUAACCUGUGAAAUGCAACCUCAUCAGUGAAGCGAUGAAGGUUGUGACGACUGAUCACUUUUCAGUUUGUAAGAAUGACUCAACAUAAAGAUGACGACGCGUCUCCACUUCCCCCACAUUGCAUUGUGAAUACACGAAGCUAAAAUAUCUCAGACACAGGCGCCGCCAUCAUCUUGUUCUUCUGACGCUAAACCUGUACUUCAGACAGACACCAGGGGGAGGAGUCAUGUCGUCCAUCUUUUUUAUUUACAGUCUAUGGUGGGUGCUGAUGGUUUCCAGGAGGAUGUUGUUGUUGCCGUACAAACCGUCUGACGUCCUGAGCAGAUAAAGGUUCCGUCCCAUUCCCUACUCCAUGUCCCUACUCCAUGUCCCUACUCCAUGUCCCUACCCCAUGUCCCUACUCCAUGUCCCUACUCCAUGCCCCUACUACAUGCCCCUACUCCAUGUCCCUACUCCAUGUCCCUACUCCAUGUCCCUACUCCAUGUCCUACUCAUGCCCCUACUCCAUUUCCCUACUCCAUGUCCCUACUCCAUGUCCCUACUCCAUGUCCUACUCAUGCCCCUACUCCAUUUCCCUACUACAUGUCCCUACUACAUGUCCCUACUCCAUGUCCCUACCCUAUGUCUCUACCCCUCCGUUCUUCCACUCCACCUGAAGAAACCAUCUACCCCUUGAUCUCCAAAAAAAGGGACUGCCUACCCUGCGCAGGAAUGUGCAAAUCAUAGGGGUAGGGACAAGUGGGUGAAAUGGGACGGACCCUAACAGUCUGAGGCCAGUGAGGAGAACAAGAAGCCACUUUAGUUAAUUUAUCAUUUAGUCUGAAAAAAUCGCAUCAGGCCGACGCGUCGGGAGGAAUAUCACGUUACACGUUAUCACGUUACAUGUUACAUGUGGUGUCGUAUGGAACAGUCGGGGAUACGCCCAUUAAAUGAAGCUGAGUUCAACCUGAUGAAGGAAAAACGUUAUGAGUUAAUGAACAACUCUCACUGUUACCGUCAAACUUUAAGAGUUGGUUCAUCGUGUUUUUGUUUUUUUUCUUCUUUUAAAUGACAUGAGUGUGUUGGAAUGAGUGUUACAAAAAAAAGAAGAAGAUUUGGACCCAUCCGAUGUUCGCAGAGGGUUGGUGCUGGUCUGACACUUUAAACCAACGGGUCACAAACAAACAGAAAGUGAAGAAGAAUCUGAUGAAAACCAAACAGUCAGAUUUUUAGUUUGCAGGACGAAAUCUCUGGAUCCGUCUCUGCAGAUGUUCGUAAAACAAAAGCAAGUGAAGUGCCAUGACCUUUGACACGUUUCGUGUGGCGUCGGAACAAAAGAAACACAAAGGGGCUCGGCCGGUUGUGAGUACUUUUUUAAAAAUGUAUAUUUUUUUAAUGUUGUUGUUACAGUUGACGUAGCAGCUCAUCGCCGAUCGUCUUCAGUUUAAAGUUGGAAAAUCUCUGUUACCAUUUUACUCCUGUUCAGUUUCACCGGUUCCAUUUUGUUUCUUGGUCACCACAAACUUUUUUCUGGUUUUGUUUGUUUCGUUUCAAGAGGCUGCUCUGAUGUCGAGGUCGAGGAUAUUAUACAUUUAUCAUACAUGCAUAAUAUUAAAGUAUAUGUAGGGAGUCGUAGCGUCGGAGGAAAACUUAACAAAAAUGUUGGGAUAAUGUGUAAGGAGGAGGAAAUUAUUCUUCCUUGUUUGUGUGGAACAAAAUGUAAAGUGUUAAUGAUGAAGGGAUCUGCUAAAGAAGAGCAGAAGGAACAGGCAUAAGAAAAAAAAUAUUGUUUUUAUUUAUUUUUUCAUUUCAGAAGCGAAGUUCAAGGUCUCGCAGUUCAUCUGCGUUGGCGACGCGAUCACGUUCACUGACGUAACCGCAGACGACCUCCUCCAGUGUCGCCAGCUUGUUUUUUUAAUUUUACAGAAUGCGAGUCCAGACGUUCUGUGGCGCCCUCUGGUGGAACAACCCAGUAACGUGUGGAACACAGCAAAUGUGUGAACAAUUGAUUAAACAGCGAGUGAAUCUCCGUCUCAAGGUGAUUUCACAGGUUAAAUCUCUUCAAUGGCAAACAGGCUGUAUUUUAUACUUCAAAAAAAAAGAUAAUUACCUCAUGAGUUCCAUGUGAACGCAGCUCCAAUCUUCAUAAUGUUCUGUGUUUAGUCAAAUCACCUGUAUGAAGUCACCUGUCAAGAAAAUACACUAAUUUCUAUAGAUACAAAAAAGCCUAAAUCAAAAAGACACGAUCACCAACACUGACCUGCUGUUCAAUCACAUUGAGCACAUGUAUUAUAUUAUAUUAUUAAUCUGUUUGUCUCUGAACAUCCCCCCCCCCCCACAAAGGAAGAAGCGAUUGACCAAACUGGUCUUUUGCUGCCAGUGUUUCUGUUCUUCUGUGUGGAGUCACUGACUGCAGUGAACUUCAGGCAGCUUGUAUUUGUAUGUGGACUCACUCUGCUCGCUGACAUUCCUCAACUCAAAUAAACGUGCUCACUGUCCCACAAA